UGCGUGUUUGAAUGCGGCGGCACCGCCAAGAUGUGAAAUUUGAAGACUCAGCAACGUAUCUUCAACGUUUUUAUGUUUACAUCUCUAAUAAUAACAAACAAUUUAAUUAAUAGUUGUUUGAGUCCACAAUUUGCGCUUGACGCGUUAUACAUCUGUUCCUGUUAUUCACAGGUCUGACAUGACUGUCACGGCUUGUGAUGCAUGGAAAGGCUUGUUCAGCGUUGGAGAGGAGUUUGAUGAUGAGGAUUUGCUUGAAGCUGAUUGGACGUGUCCAUCAAAGCCCUCUUCUGCUUCCACUUCUGCAGUAGCCCCAUCAUCUUCCUUAAGAACGUCAUCUGAAAAAUCCACCCUUGUUCAACAAAGCUCUGUCAGCUCAUCUUCUGGCCCUGAGGAAAGUACUUUAGGAUCUGGUUACGUAGCACCUCUGUGUACCCCAGCAUGCAGCCCUUUCAAAGCCUUAAGAAGCCUCUCCAUCCCUGGCCAUCAGUCACUCUCUUCUUCUGUUCCUUCCCUUCGGGCACCUGGAUCAUCUCUGCAUCCCUCCUCUAACCAUAUUCACCCUCCUUCCACAGUGUCUCUCAGUGUCCUGCAGAGAGACCCCCAUCCUCAGGAUGACUUUGAUGACUGGGAUGUGGAUUUUGAGGAACUGGUUGAAAGCAUCCCUCCAAAUGUUUCUCAGCCACAGAAGAAUCCAGCUUUACAUCCACCACUGGACAGAAUUUCACCAGCAAAACGAAUGAGACCAUCAGCGUCUAGUGGAGCAGGCUCAAUGACAGCAGUUGCACAAAUCUUGAGUCCAAGUCAUAUGUGUGCCCCUGCUACAGCAGUUUCGCAAUUCCCCAGACCUGUGACUCCUAGGCCACCAGUUGUGUCGCCUCAAGGACAGACCAGUCCUCCAACACUAAGAACCCCUUUGCAGUCCCGGGGGUCUCUUUUUCACGCAGUGUCUUCAACUCCCAAUCCCUCUCCUACACUUACACCUUGUCCCAUCAACGCACCCAUCCUGACCAAUCACUUGGUCCAGCUGGUGUCUGCAGCCAACAAGACACCUCAGAGACCACAAAGUGGUAUGAUUCGAACCAAAACUCGCCGUUUCCCCGGUCCAGCAGGAGCACUACCACAACAGGUCAGUACACAGAGUCUUGAUGACAUUGUUGUGUCAGUUCCUCAGACACCUACACAUGGAGCUGUUGCUCGCCUGCGAAGUGAGGUCUCAAACUCUCAGGUGAGCGAGGAAGAGGAGUUCAUUAGGGGUCCGUGGGAAGUGAUGAAGUCUGAAAUGGGAUUGAAUGAGAAGAACCCUUCUUGUUUCCUGAACUCUCACAGCGUUGUCAUGGUGCUACGCAAGGCUGCUCUCAGGCAGUUGGCCAAGAAUAAGGUCCCUAACAUGGCUGUUGUCUUGAAGCGCAUCACACACACGCAUGCAGAUGCGAAGGCCAUCUUCAGAGACCCCACAGGUGAGAUGCAGGGCACAGUUCAUCGUCGCCUGCUGGAAGACAGACAGGGAGAGCUUAAGACAGGAGCAGUGCUACUACUCAAACAAGUGGGUGUGUUUUCACCAACACAUCGAAAUCACUACCUGAACGUCACACCUAAUAACCUUCUCAGGAUAUACUCACCUGAUGGAGUUCUGAAUAACUCUCAGCUAUCCCAUCCUCCAUUGGAGCUUGCAUUGCCCACCAAGCCUGCAGGGGGCCCGGUCUCUCAAAUGGAGCUACACUUUGAUGAUGAAGAUGAUGAUGAAAAUGCAGUUCUGAAAAGUGUGGCUGGUGCUGGAUUACAACACACUUCAGAGGUCUCUAAUGAGCUCUGUCAAGCACCUACAGGGUCUGGGAUAACCGUGGACACGGCAUGGGAAACAGAUGAUCUUGAUGAGCUGCUCGGGGAGUUACCUGUGGAGUCAUAUGGCGGAGUACAUUAAUCCACAUGCUCACUUUAAAUAUAUUGUUUGCAGUAGACCAUGCCUGAUUUUAAUAGAUACUAAGACCAUACCUACUAUUAAACACAACAUGGCAAAACAACAACACCCACUAACUAGUGACUCAUUACUUUUGUUCAGGUUUUGUGUAAACCUUUGUAAAUAUGUACAUAAAUUACUUGUCUCUUGCAUAAAUUGAAGCAAUAAAUACAUGAUAAAACCUGUAAAUCGAUAUGUUCAGUUCUUGAGUGGCUGGUUGUGUUGCGGACAAAUGUAUGCCAGUAUUAAGAGUUGAAGGAACAUGGCUGUACACAUUAAGGUUAAUUUCAUGCUGAAAUUAGCCAGUAGUCUGGUGUGCCCUUUUUUGUAGCAAGCUCGGUUUGUGAAUUUAAAUCAGCCAUUAAGACUACAAUUUGCCAGCUGGAUUCACCCUUAAAUGACUCAAAUGGCAUAAUCAGUCAUUUCUGAUGUGCAAGCAGAGUGGCUUGCAUAAUGGGGUUUGCUCAUGCUGUUUAAAAGCUUUUACAUGUCUUUUGUGGAGGAUGUCUUGAGUGGUUGACUUUUUAAAAAAUAAUUUUAUUGAUUAUAAUAGUAAGUUUCAGCCUGUUACUUUCUCCAUUUUACCCCCUCUUUUAAUUGUAAUUUUUACUUUGUCUUAAUGUGUUAUGCAUUGCACUGUACUAUGCUUUCUUGGUCUCUGUGUCUCGCUGUGUGUAAUAUUGAUUUGUAGAUUAGGUGUAUUCACUGCAAGUCAUUAUAAAGUCACAAAUGUAUAAUUACUUAUUCUUUUCUCCCUGACAUAUCAACUCUUGUGUAAUAAUUGAUUCGAUAUUUAAUCUCCUGUUUUCACUGUAUAACAGGUGGGUAAGAUCAGUUAGUUGGGGGUCAUAUGGUUCUGUGCUAGCAGAUUUUAGAGUAUGCCAGGCAUAUUACUGUCAUUUAUUUGAUGGUGCAUUUAUAUUAGUGUAACUACUUGCUUAAGAUGUUUGGGAUGUAGGUUGUUUGCAAUAGAAAAUCCUAUGUAUAUGUACAGGUAUAUUCACUAACCAUUUUUAAAGGGAUAAACUUUACCCCAAAACUUUCCUCAUGCCAUCCCAGAUGUGUAUGAAUUUCUUCUGCAGAAUACAACAUUUUUUAGAAAAUAUUUCAGGCUCUGUAGGUUCAUACAAUGCAAGUGAAUGGUGAUCAGACUUCCAAAAACCACAAAGGUAACAUAAAAUAAUCCAUAUGCCACCAUUGUUUAAAUCCAUGUCUUUAGAAGCAAUAUGACAGGUAUGGGAGAGAAGCGGAUCAAUAUUGAAGUCCUUUUUAAGAUAAAAUCUCAGUUUUCACUUUCAGAAUGUGUGAUUGCAGAUGUGAAAGUGGAGAUAAAGGACUUUUUCACCAACACCUGUCAUACUGCUUCUGAAGAUAUAGAUUUAACCACUGGAGUUGUAUGGAUUACUUCUAUGUUUUCUUUAUGGGAGCUACAAUGGUCUGAUCAAGUCACACAUUCUGAAAGUGAAAACAGAUUUUAUCUUAAAGGACUUCAAUAUUGAUCCGUUUCUCUCCCAUACCUGUCAUAUUGUUUAGUUUUCAGCCGAAGAUAGAAAGUCAUACACAUCUGAGAUAACAUGAGGGUGGGAAAUUAAUGAUGAGAACAUUUACAUUUUUGGGUGAACUAUCCCUUUAAAUGGUUAAAUGCCCCAUUAACAGGUUAAUUGUAAUUCUAAAAUUGUUUUGGAGUCUCAAAGACAUUUUCGCCGUUUAAUAAACAAUUUCUUGAACUCAUGUUGCAGUUUGACACUGCCUAAGUAGAAUAUUGAGCUCAGAACAAAAUAGGGAUCCAACCUGUCAGCAUGUCACAGAUGUCUCUUGUUACUUGGAGAUUGUGUGAGCUUUGUCUGUUGCCCAGAGAAGUAAUCCAUGUUUAAACUUUGCUCAUUACUGCUGCUCAAGGUGCAAAGGGACCAUGCCUUAGUCGCUUCAUUAAGCCAUUAACA
Messenger RNA from Xyrauchen texanus (razorback sucker), 3900 nucleotides. Its product is annotated as homologous recombination OB-fold protein-like. Gene Ontology annotation, biological process: recombinational repair. The transcript is spliced from 11 exons. The record is from RefSeq and is a predicted model, not a curated record. Bases 179 to 1921 code for a protein of 580 amino acids. Lineage: Eukaryota; Metazoa; Chordata; Actinopteri; Cypriniformes; Catostomidae.